This is a messenger RNA of Arvicanthis niloticus (Nile rat), 3506 nucleotides long. RefSeq names its product pantothenate kinase 4 (inactive) (gene Pank4). The record is from RefSeq and is a predicted model, not a curated record. Gene Ontology annotation, molecular function: pantothenate kinase activity; ATP binding. Gene Ontology annotation, biological process: coenzyme A biosynthetic process. Lineage: Eukaryota; Metazoa; Chordata; Mammalia; Rodentia; Muridae. Gene Ontology annotation, cellular component: cytosol; nucleus.
ACAUUUAUUUAGCUUACCUCAGGGGCAGCAGAACAUCUAUGAAUGGGGGAGGAGGGAGGCCUGUCCUUGUGGAGUGUCCUUCUAAACACAGGCGAGGCAUAGUUCCACUUAGAGGGACUGAAAGUACCGGGUCAUCUCACUCUCGGGAGCCCUGCGACCCUGCAGCAGACUCUUCCAUUCAGAGUACGCCCAUUCUGUUGGCAGGCACAUACAAGGCUGCCUCCCCCCUGAAUCAAUCCAGAUGUCUGGCAGCUGAGCCUGUACAUUGCCUCAGCCCCGUGCUCCAGGAGACUGGCAAGUCAGUAAGUGACAGCCUGCAGACAGAACCUGAGAGCAGGAUAAUAAGUUAUGUGGUGGGCCUCUUGAAGGACACAGUGCUCUCUCUCAAGGGACUUAAGUCAACAGGAACUCCAGGUCACCUCCACUUUGGAGCCCUGGCCCCUCUUCCAGGCACCCUCUCCUCUUUCCCCCUAUACUUUCUGCAGAUUGCCAUUAAAGUGCGGGAUCUGCCUCAGCUGCAGACACGACUCUAUCCCAUAUUCCUUCCCCAAGGCUGGGCACUCCUCGAGUGUGGGGUCCUUAAAAUUACUCCCAUUAACACGAGAGUUUUAGCACUGAAGGUCCCUCAUCUUUGAGAAACCAGGAUGGUGGGUCACCCUAGCAGAAAUCACAGCAGUUUUGCAGGGCCAACCUCACAGCAGGAGAUCUGAAAGCAGGAUCCGCAGGUUUAAUCCAAGUUAGCAUCUUGCCAGCUCAGCGAAAGAACAAUAUUUCAGAAGCUUCAUAUCGGUAGUUUGGAGAAUAACGGUCCUCUCUUCCACCGUCCUGGCCUCUUGGACACUUGUCUAGGACGGUCGGAGGGGGCGGGGAACUCAUUAGCAUAAUUUAUGCACGCGCUCGUUUAGCAGUCAAUUAUAUGCGCAUAUAUUUCCAUGGCUGAUGAGGCUGGCCGGGCACUUUCAAAAUGGCGGAGCGUGGAGCGAGUGGCGGCGGGAGCGGCGGGGACAGUCUGGACAAGAGCAUCACGCUGCCCCCCGACGAGAUCUUCCGCAACCUGGAGAACGCCAAGCGCUUCGCCAUUGAUAUAGGAGGGUCAUUGACCAAGCUGGCCUACUAUUCCACCGUGCAGCACAAAGUGGCCAAAGUGAGGUCCUUUGACCACCCGGGAAAGGAUGUGGAACAGGACCAUGAGCCGCCCUAUGAGAUCUCGGUUCAGGAGGAGAUCACAGCUCGCCUGCAUUUCAUCAAGUUUGAGAACACCUACAUGGAAGCCUGCCUGGACUUUAUCAGAGACCACCUAGUCAACACUGAGACUAAGGUCAUCCAGGCCACUGGGGGUGGAGCCUACAAGUUCAAGGACCUCAUUGAGGAGAAGCUGCGUCUGAAGGUGGACAAAGAGGAUGUAAUGACCUGCUUGAUUAAGGGGUGCAACUUCGUGCUGAAGAACAUCCCACACGAGGCCUUCAUGUACCAGAAAGACUCAGACCCAGAGUUUCGAUUUCAGACAAAUCACCCCAACAUCUUCCCCUACCUUCUAGUCAACAUUGGCUCUGGCGUCUCCAUCGUGAAGGUGGAGACAGAGGACCGAUUCGAAUGGAUUGGUGGAAGCUCCAUUGGAGGAGGCACCUUCUGGGGGCUUGGGGCGCUGCUCACCAAAACAAAGAAGUUUGAUGAAUUGCUGCAGCUGGCUUCCAGAGGCCGGCAUGCCAACGUUGACAUGCUGGUCCAGGACAUCUAUGGUGGCGCCCACCAGACCCUGGGGCUGAGUGGCAAUCUCAUCGCGAGCAGUUUUGGGAAGUCAGCCACUGCUGACAGAGAGUUCUCCAAAGAAGACAUGGCCAAGAGCCUGCUGCACAUGAUCAGCAAUGACAUCGGACAGCUCGCCUGUCUCUACGCCAAGCUUCAUGGCUUAGACAGGGUCUACUUUGGGGGCUUCUUCAUCCGGGGUCACCCUGUGACCAUGCGCACCAUCACCUACAGCAUCAACUUCUUCUCCAAGGGUGAAGUCCAGGCACUCUUCCUGAGACAUGAAGGCUACCUGGGGGCCAUCGGGGCGUUUCUAAAAGGAGCGGAGCAAGACAAUCCUAACCAGUACAGCUGGGGUGAGAACUACGCAGCCAGCUCCGGGCUGAUGAGCACGUCGCCCGAGCUGUGCCCGACACAGCGGGCAAGGAGCGGCACAUUUGACCUGCUGGAAAUGGACCGACUGGAGAGGCCCCUGGUCAAUCUGCCCCUCCUCCUGGACCCAUCCUCCUAUGUGCCUGACACAGUAGACCUCACUGAUGAUGCUCUGGCCCGUCAGUACUGGCUCACGUGCUUUGAGGAGGCCUUGGAUGGGGUGGUGAAGCGAGCUGUGGCCAGCCAGCCAGAAUCCAUGGACGCAGCUGAGAGGGCAGAGAAGUUCCGUCAGAAGUACUGGGGCAAACUGCAGACCCUGCGACACCAGCCCUUUGCUUAUGGGACGCUGACUGUGCGCAGCCUGUUGGACACAAGAGAACACUGUUUAAAUGAGUUCAACUUCCCAGAUCCCUACUCCAAGGUGAAGCAGAAAGAAAAUGGCCUUGCGCUGAAGUGCUUUCAGAAUGUGACACGCUCGCUGGACUCACUAGGCUGGGAGGAGCGGCAGCUGGCCCUGGUGAAGGGGCUGUUAGCUGGGAAUGUCUUUGACUGGGGAGCCAAGGCCGUGUCUGAUGUGCUGGAAUCGGACCCCCAGUUUGGGUUUGAAGAAGCAAAGAGAAAACUGCAAGAACGGCCCUGGCUUGUGGAUUCCUACACCGAGUGGCUCCAGAGGUUAAAGGGACCCCCUCAUAAAUGUGCCUUAAUUUUCGCAGAUAACAGUGGAAUAGACAUCAUUUUGGGAGUCUUCCCCUUUGUCAGGGAGCUACUCUUUAGAGGGACAGAGGUCAUCUUGGCAUGCAACUCAGGCCCUGCCCUGAACGAUGUGACCUACAGUGAGUCUCUCAUUGUGGCAGAACGCAUUGCAGCCAUGGACCCCAUUAUCUGCACUGCGCUCAGAGAAGAUAGGCUACUGCUGGUGCAGACCGGUUCCAGCUCCCCAUGCCUAGAUCUCAGCCGCCUAGACAAGGGACUGGCCGUGCUGGUGCGAGAGCGUGGUGCAGACCUGGUGGUCAUCGAGGGAAUGGGCCGUGCCAUACACACCAACUACCACGCCCUGCUGCGCUGCGAGAGCCUGAAGCUGGCAGUGGUGAAGAACGCCUGGCUGGCCGAGCGGCUGGGCGGCCAGCUCUUCAGCGUCAUCUUCAAAUACGAGGUUCCCACCAAGUGAGACACCCACCCCACCACAUGUGUCUGCGUGUGCCUCCUGAGGAAUGUGAUUACGGAGGAACCUGUGCUCACACCGGAGAAUUGACUGACAGUGCGCGUGCCAGGGCCACCCAACCCAGCAUUUGUCCUGCGGGACACUAGUGUUGGAAUGUAUUUAACUGUUAAAUAAUCUUUUAUAUAUAUAUAUAUACAUAUAUAUAUAAAUAUAUAAAUACACAUGU